Miscanthus lutarioriparius is the source of this 528-nucleotide messenger RNA. The record is from the annotation of a GenBank genome assembly. Lineage: Eukaryota; Viridiplantae; Streptophyta; Magnoliopsida; Poales; Poaceae.
AUGUGCCCCACCGGCAAGUACCUGGGGCUCGACCUCUCCGCCGCUGGCGGCGACCUGAGGCCGGCGUUCGACGUGCUUGACGCGGACCGGGACGGCCGCAUCAGCCGGGAGGACCUCAAGUCCUUCUACGCCGCCGCGGGGCCCGCCGCCGGCAAGCAGCGGUUCGACGACGACGACCUCGCGGCCAUGAUCGCGGCCGCCGACGCCGACCGCGACGGCUUCGUGCAGUACGACGAGUUCGAGCGCCUGCUGGCCGGCCGCGCCGCGGCCGCCGCCGCCGCCGCGGGAGGCGCCGGGCGCCGCUCCACCAUGGAGGACGCCUUCCGGCUCAUGGACCGGGACGGGGACGGCAAGGUCGGGUUCGACGACCUCAAGGACUACCUCGGCUGGGCUGGGAUGCCCGCGGCGGACGACGAGGUCCGCUCCAUGAUCCGCGUCGCCGGCGGAGGGGACGGCGGCGACGAAGGCGUGGGGCUCGAGGCGCUCGCCAGAGUGCUCGCGGUCGACUUGGAAGGCAUCGCCCUUUGA